AUGAGUGAAGACCAAGCAAAGAAAAUCUCAUCUGGAUCACCAAAAUCCCAGCUAGUAAAGCUCAAUGGUUCCAGUGUUGAAUUCAGUUUUGAUAACGAUGAGAAGGUUAAGACUGAAAACGAUGGAAAACAAAAGGGACUUAUUUUAAAGAAUUUGAAGAUAGCACUUUUUUUUUUUCAGCUGUCUUUUGCAACGUCAUGUGACUAUUUCUUUAUGAUUCUCGGUACGGUUACAUCGGUGGUACAUGGUGCUGGUUUCCCACUUUUGUCAGUUGUUCUGGGUGGUUUAACAACCAUUUUCCUUCGAGCCCAAAUAUCUGAUUUAGAAACUGGUGAACGCCUUACCAAUGAUAGUGAUGCAUCAUUACAGCCAAUAAAUCGACACGAUUUCGAUUCUCAUAUAAGAGAGUACUGUUUAUAUUAUUUGUUCAUUGGAAUACUAAUGUUCGUGACGUCGUACAUUCAGAUUUGGUGUUUUGAAAGUUUUGCCGAGCGAACGACGCACAAACUGCGGCAAAACUAUUUAAAGGCAAUUCUACGACAAGAAAUUGCCUGGUUCGAUGUCGAACAAACUGGAAAUUUAACUGCAAGACUUACCGAUGACUUAGAGCGAGUACGUGAAGGAAUUGGUGAUAAGAUGUCACUGUUGAUACAAUUAGUUGCAACAUUUAUAGUUGGAUUUGUCGUUGCUUUUACAUACAACUGGAAGAUGACAUUGGUGAUGUUGGCUUUUACGCCACUUCUGGCUGGGCUUGGUGCUUUCUUGGGCCGUAUAACAGCAACACGAACCCAAAUAGAGCAGGAAAAAUACGCGAUAGCUGGUGCAAUGGCAGAGGAAACGUUUAGUUCAAUACGUACGGUACUGUCGCUGAAUGGAACUAAUCAAGAAAUUUCAAGAUAUGAAAAAGCGCUUCAACAAUCUAUGAAGACAGGUCGAUUAAAGUAUUUAUACAUGGGAAUAGGUGUCGGAGCAAUGUUUCUUGUAACUUAUGCGUCUUAUGCAGUUGCAUUUUGGUUUGGUUCCAAAUUAAUUGUCGAUGAUCCAUCUAUUGAACGUGGUUCCGUCUUUACUGUAUUCUUUUCUGUAAUGUCAGGGUCGACCGCUUUGGGUGCUGCUUUGCCACAUCUUGCAACAUUUGGUAUGUGUAGAGGUGCGGCACGAAAAGUUUUGUCAGUUGUCAACUGCGUUAGUUUUCUUUACUACUAUUCAUUCAACUUUGAAAAUAAAGUUCCUCACAUCGAUCCUUAUUCAUCAGAAGGAACAUUCCCUGUCAGAGUGAAAGGAGCGAUUAGCUUUAAAAACAUUUCUUUCUCUUAUCCAAUUAGAAAGAAUGUGCAAGUAUUGGAUGAUGUAUCUUUUGAUAUAGAAGCAGGCAAAAAAGUCGCUUUAGUCGGGCCUAGUGGAUGCGGCAAAUCAACAUCUAUUAACCUUCUGCUUCGAUUUUACGAUCCCGAUGGUGGCACAAUAACAUUGGAUGGAUACGAUUUGCGUUCACUCAACGUAAAAGAAUUGCGGGAUUCAAUUGGAGUUGUAUCGCAGGAACCAAUCCUUUUUGAUGGUACUAUUGAAAGUAACAUAAGACUUGGGAAAAAAGAUGCUACUAAAGAAGAAAUAAUUAACUCAUGUAAAAUGGCAAAUGCUUGGCAUUUUAUUGAAUUACUUCCCAAUGGUUUGGAGACACACGUCGGUGAACGUGGUGUUCAAUUGUCUGGCGGUCAAAAACAGCGUAUAGCUAUUGCCAGAGCUUUAAUUAAAAAUCCAUCAAUCUUGCUUCUCGAUGAAGCUACUUCUGCUCUAGAUACGGAAUCAGAAUCUGUUGCUCAGAAAGGUCGUACAACAAUUUCUGUCGCUCAUAGGCUGUCUACUGUUAGAGACUGCGAUGAAAUUUUAGUUUUUCAAAAGGGAAAAAUUGUUGAACGAGGAACGCAUGAAGAGUUAUUUGCCCUUAAAGGCAUUUUUUAUUCGAUGGUCUUAGCACAGAGUAUUCACACAGCUAACGAAGCUGAAACCGAGGAUGAUACGUUAGAUGACGAAAAAUCAAUGGUUACCGAAAAUAUUACAAAUAGAAAAUUGUCUACAUUGAGCAGUUAUCAUUCCCGAAAUUCGCGUUUUUCACGGACAUCGUCGCGAGCUUCUUCAAUGAUCUCACAAUCGAUGCAAGUUCAUGAGCUUAGAGAAGCUGCAAAGGAAGUCCAUAUACACCCAGCUUCAUUGGGAAAAAUAUUUAAAGUUAACAAAGACUGCUGGCUGUUUUGGAUCCUUGGUUUUAUUGGAUCAAUUAUGAGUGGUAUCGUUCCACCGUUCUUUUCGCUCGUAUAUUCGCAGAUAUUUGAUGUAUACAGCUUACCGCCAGACAAAAUUGGGCCGAAAGCCUUAUUUUGGUCUAUGAUGUUUCUCGUUUGCGGUGUUGUUUGCGGUCUCGGUUUCUUUAUUUCGGCAAAUAUGUUAGGCUUAUGUGGUGAAACUAUGACUAAGGCGCUUAGGUCGAUGGCAUUCAUUAAUUUGAUGCGGCAGGAUAUUGCGUUCUAUGAUGAUACAAAACAUGCAACUGGAAAGUUAUGUACGCGGUUUGCUACAGAUGCUCCAAAUGUUCGCUAUGUAUUCACUCGACUGCCAGCCGUUAUCUCGGCUGUAGUUACGCUUGUGGGUGCGUUAAUUAUUGGAUUCAUUUUUGGAUGGCAGUUGGCUUUCAUUUUGCUAGCAAUAGUUCCGCUGUUGCUCGGAAGUGGCUAUUUUCAAAUGAAAAUGCAGUUCGGAAAAAAAUUGCGUGAUACAAAACUUCUUGAAAACGCUGGUAAAACUGCUACAGAAGCUGUCGAGCACAUUCGCACAGUUCAAGCUCUAAAUAAACAGAAGGUUUUCAUUGAUGAUUACCGCAAUAACCUAGAAAUACCAUUCAGGUUUAAUUUGCGUCAAGUGCAUGUUUAUGCUGGAGUAUUCGCCUUUUCUCAAUCACUUGUAUUCUUUAUGUAUUCGUUAUCAUUCUAUCUCGGUGCAGUUUUUGUUGAACAUGGUUUUAUGAGACCAAUCAACGUUUACAGAGUAUUCUUUGCUAUUGCUUUUUGUGGUCAGUCCGUAGGUCAGAUGAGUGCAUUUAUUCCUGAUAUCGUAAAAGCACGUCUUGCUGCAGCUUUAGUAUUUUAUCUUGCUGAAUAUCCGACUGCUAUUGACUCCUUGUCAAAAGACGGGAAGCAAAUGAAAAUCAAAGGCAAUAUACAAUUCAAGAAUGUUCAUUUUCGUUACCCGACUAGAAAAAAUGUACGAAUUUUGCGUGGCUUGAACUUGAACGUCAAAGAAGGCCAGACUGUGGCUCUUGUCGGGCAUUCAGGGUGCGGGAAAAGUACUGUUAUAAGUUUGCUGGAACGCUUCUACAAGCCUGAACGUGGUACAAUCCUUGUGGAUGGUGAGGAGAUCGAGAACAUAAAUAUUCAGUCUCUCCGAAGUCAAAUGGCAAUAGUUAGCCAAGAGCCAACGCUGUUUGACAGUACAAUUGAGGAGAACAUUUGUUAUGGUCUUCCAGCGAAAGCAACUCAUGACGAAGUGGUAAAAGCUGCUAAACUCGCCAAUAUUCACGACUUCAUUAUGGGGCUUCCUAUGGGUUAUGGAACGAAUGUUGGCGAGAAGGGAACGCAGUUGUCAGGUGGUCAAAAACAACGCAUUGCUAUUGCAAGAGCUUUGAUUAGAGACCCAUCUGUAUUAUUACUUGACGAAGCUACAUCUGCUUUAGAUACCGAAUCUGAAAAAGUUGUACAAGCUGCUUUGGAAGUUGCUCAGAAAGGUCGUACAUGUAUUGUUAUUGCGCACAGACUUUCAACAAUUCAAAACGCUGACGUUAUCUUGGUUGUUCAUGAAGGAAGAAUUACUGAAAAAGGCAAUCACUACCAACUACUCGAGCAACGAGGCAUUUACAAGAAGCUUUGCGAGUCACAAAUGUUAGUCGAAAAUAACUAG
Molecule: messenger RNA, 3951 nt
Organism: Enterobius vermicularis (human pinworm)
Lineage: Eukaryota; Metazoa; Nematoda; Chromadorea; Rhabditida; Oxyuridae
Source: the annotation of a GenBank genome assembly